AUGUUGCGUUCGAUACGAGAGCUCUGGGGUCACGUCAAAGCAGUGUGCCGAUCCCUGUAUGGCUUUUUCAGAAGCAUGACAUCAAUGUGUGUCGAUGGUGUAAAGCACCUGUUAACCUGUUCUCCUCAGAACCGCCAGCCAAUGAUGAACCAGAUGAGUGGAGUGUCCAAUAUGAACCCAACUUUACAGUCCAACAACCCCAACCAGGGGACAAUCAAUGCACAGAUGUUGGCACAACGGCAGAGAGAACUCCUCAACAACCACCUGCGCCAACGCCAGCUGGAGCAUCAGAGACAGCAGCAGCAGCAGAGGAACAUGGUGAUGAGAACCCAGGGACUCAACCUACCUCCCAAUAUGGCCGCCGCCGCCGCGGCGGCUGCUGCAAGUGGCCUAUCAGGAGGCCUGAGUAACCCUCGGAUCCCACAGACCACCAAUCCCCAGCAGUUCCCCUACCCACCCAGCUACGGUACCAGUACAGGCCCAGGCCUGGCCACACCCCCUCCUCCUCACCCCUCUACCAGCCCUUUCUCCCCCAUCUCGCCCAGCCUGCCCUCCUCUCUCCCCCCCCACCAAGCCCUGCAUGGCUCUCCUUCCUCCCAGGUGAUGAUGAUGGGGGGAUCAGGACAGUUUGGGGACGUAGUCAGCCCUCAUGUACAGCAGCUCAGUGCCUUUCAGUUCCCAAACUCAGGUAUGUCCCAGCAGCCUCACGGAGGGUUUGGGGGUCAGGCCACGCCCCAGAGUCCCCUGUUGUCCCCCAGGAUGGCCCACGCCCAAUCCCCCAUGAUGCAGCAGCAGGGCAACGCCAAUUUCCAGGCGUCGCCUGACCUAAACGGUUGGCCGCCCCAGGGGAACAUGGCAGGAAACAGUAUGUUCAGUACUCAGCAGUCUCCGCCCCAGUUCACCCAGCUGCAGCAGACCAAUGGGGGCGCGGCCAUGUACAACGGCAACGGAAUGAACCUCAACGUCUCCAUGGCUACCAACGCCAGCGGCAUGGCCCCCGUGGGUCAGAUGACCGGACAGAUGAUCACCUCGCCUGGAAUGACCUCAAUGGGACAGGAACAGGUAAGGUACACAGACAAAGUCAUUCAUAGGCAGUUAUAACCGUUCAUAAGCGUACAUAGGGACAGGUGAGCCUCACCUCGCCUUGGGAUGACCUCAAUGGGACAGGAACAGGUAAGGUACACAGACAAAGUCAUUCAUAGACAGUUAUAACCGUUCAUAAGCGUACAUAGGGACAGGUGAGCCUCACCUCGCCUUGGGAUGACCUCAAUGGGACAGGAACAGGUAAGGUACACAGACAAAGUCAUUCAUAGACAGUUAUAACCGUUCAUAAGCGUACAUA
Molecule: messenger RNA, 1342 nt
Organism: Oncorhynchus masou masou (cherry salmon)
Lineage: Eukaryota; Metazoa; Chordata; Actinopteri; Salmoniformes; Salmonidae
Product: nuclear receptor coactivator 2-like
Exons: 4
Coding region: 1-1101 (366 amino acids)
Biological process (GO): positive regulation of transcription by RNA polymerase II; cellular response to hormone stimulus
Cellular component (GO): nucleus
Molecular function (GO): nuclear receptor binding
Source: RefSeq, a predicted model, not a curated record